AUGGAGCGAUUUCGAGAGAAUUUCGGAAAGGAUUCGAAGAUUAUUCUCUUAGAGAUUUUGACAGGAGCUGUAGCUUGGAUAAUCAUGGCUUCUUUGCCGUAUACGAAAAUGAUUUACACAGGAGGAUACACGAUUCCGUUCCAUAUUGUUCUUGCUUUUGAGGUCAUAAGCUGGCUAGUUUCAAUCCUGACCCUUCUCGUUUCCCUCCCGAAUAAGUCCUUGGCGAUAAUAAAUGUCAUCCUCGGAGUAUUUUUUCUAUUGGCAGCACUGAUAAGCUCCGUCUUUUCUGGCAAUUUCUCGCUCGGAAGAUCGAGAUUCUCCGCUUCAGCUGGAAUCGGAGACGAGCUGAACUCCUGGCGACGGUUUCUUUGA
Messenger RNA from Oikopleura dioica, 372 nucleotides. The record is from the annotation of a GenBank genome assembly. Lineage: Eukaryota; Metazoa; Chordata; Appendicularia; Copelata; Oikopleuridae.